Molecule: messenger RNA, 624 nt
Organism: Microthlaspi erraticum
Lineage: Eukaryota; Viridiplantae; Streptophyta; Magnoliopsida; Brassicales; Brassicaceae
Source: the annotation of a GenBank genome assembly
AUGGUGUUCUUGAGCUGGGGCCGUCCAUCUUCCGAGCAACAGCAACAAGUAAUCAACAAAGCAGGAACGUUCAAUUACGACAACAAGUACAGAGGAGCUUCGUCUAGAUCAGCAGCUAAGCUAAAGGAAGAUUCAGAAGUCGGUAAAGAUGGAUUCUUGAUCAAUCACUCUCGUGUUUUAGUCGGUUCCGGUAAAGAGAGCUACGAGAAGAGCAAGAAAGCUCUACAGAAUUGGAAGCAUUUCGGAAUGGAUUGGGCAUUUGUGGAUCCGAAAACACGUGUUGAAACGGGCAGCAAGUUUUGCAUAUGCGUGAAAGAAGUGCUUCCAUGGGUGAUGCUUCCUCUGCAAGUGGUGUACGUGGACAAAACCCGGAAAUCUCGAAAAGGCCCCGCGCGUUUCGGAUUCGGGAGCGGCACUCUCCAGGGGCAUUUGCUAGCCGGAGAAGAACGGUUCUCGGUAGAGCUCGACGGAGAUGGUCAAGUGUGGUAUGAGAUCACUUCUCUGUCAAAGCCUGCUCAUUUCUUGUCGUUUCUCGGAUACCCUUACGUGAAGCUAAGGCAGAAACACUUUGCUCAUCAUUCUUCUCAUGCACUACUCAAACAUGUUCAUGACUCUUCAUCUUGA